AUGAACUCCUAUUUUGACACUAGGUACGAGAACGCUGGGAAGAAGGACUUUGCUGCUGAUCGCGAGAUGAUGUUACAGCUCUUCGUCCUGAUUCGUCUAGACGAAACCUUAAGGGAGUUUCAUGUUCUAUCCUGGGAUGGUGAGGGUCAAGUUAGUCAGUUCACGGGUGUCUGGAAGCGGGGUCUGGAGGAGUACGACAAGAUAUUACCGGUGGGAGCGAAGGUUUCCAUUGGUUACGAGUCCUAUGUUGCUGGAUCGUCUUGUUGCCUGUGCCCCGGAGGGACCGAGGCCAGUUCUGAGGAGAGUUUGAUCUUAGGGCAUAACUGA
Molecule: messenger RNA, 327 nt
Organism: Perkinsus marinus ATCC 50983
Lineage: Eukaryota; Perkinsozoa; Perkinsida; Perkinsidae
Exons: 1
Coding region: 1-327 (108 amino acids)
Source: RefSeq, a predicted model, not a curated record